Molecule: messenger RNA, 1791 nt
Organism: Prinia subflava (tawny-flanked prinia)
Lineage: Eukaryota; Metazoa; Chordata; Aves; Passeriformes; Cisticolidae
Product: serine/arginine repetitive matrix protein 3-like
Exons: 7
Coding region: 1-1539 (512 amino acids)
Source: RefSeq, a predicted model, not a curated record
AUGCAGCCCCUACAGCCCAAGGCUCCCAAGGAUGCCAUCACCAAGAAGCUUGAGGUGGUCCUGUUGGACCAUGCUGCAGGACAGGCAUGGGAGCUGCAGCCUGCCGUGGGAAUGGAUUUUGGCUUCUCCAUUCUAGGUGUCUCUCUGAAGGCCUCAUACCCUAGAAGGCCUUCUGGAAAGGGCACCUCCACGGCCAGCUCCUGCCUGCUGUUCUGCACAGCACGGCUGCCUGACCCAGCACUCCAGCAGGCUGAGCAAACACAGAACCACCGCUAUCCAGAAGUGGCCAAUCUGCCUCCCAUUGUAGCCAGUGAGCUGGGCCUCGUCUUGCACCCACUGAAGCGAAGAUGGGCCACUACUGCCAGUUUCUGCGAGAGCAGCUUUCAAACCCGAGGUGCUACCGAGUUCCUCUACACCACAUCCCCACCUUCUGCAGAUUCUUGCUCUGCGGCCCCAGCCCCCGCCCGCACACCGCCCCAGCGCAGCGGGGCCGGGGCCGCCAGCCGGGGGGACACCGGCCCGGGGCGCCGCCGCGGCUGCCCCGCGGGGCGCACGGGGGAUGCCGCCGCCGCCCCGCCACCGCUCGCUCGGGGAAGGAUGCGGGACAGCCCCGGCGCGAAGUUUGGGGCGACGGCGGCGGCACCGUCCCCCGUCUCCUCCGCUUCCCCCCUCCGCCCUUCCCGGGACGCUCCCGGGAGCCCCGGCUCUUACCUGCCGCGGGCGCGGGCUGGGGUCUCGGCGCGCCGCGGGCGGGAGCGGGGCUGCAGCUGCGCGGCGGCGGCGGCGGCGGGGCCAGGGCUCAGCGGCAGCGGCAGCAGCAGCCCCGGCCGGCGUCAGUCAGGCGGGAGCCGCCAGGCUGUAUUAGUGCGCCGGGCUGGACCGCGGCCAGCAGCGCCGCGGCCGCUGGCCCGCCCCUCGCCCCCCCGGCACCGCGGGGCCCGGCCGCGCCGCCCCCGCCCGCUCACACACACACCAUCGCUCACACGCUCACACACAGACACGCUCACACACACACACCAUCGCUCACACACACCAUCGCUCACACGCUCACAUACUCGCUCACACACACGCUCGCACACGCACACACACACACGAUCGCAUACACACGCUCACACCCACACGCGCUCACUCACAAGCGCACAUGCACACACUCGCACUCGCACACGCUCGCAGACUUGCACCGCUCACACACACGCACAUCCACGCGGAUAUACACACACGCUCAAGCACACACGGGCACUGUCGCGCUCACGAACACACUCCCACGGUGUUGAAACCUCUGGUCUCUCAUGCCUCGGCUCACAGUUUCUGCUGCCAAAAAAGGGGUGGCAGGACAAGGGCUCCAGUGACGUGCUGGCACUGUCCAGCACCGAAGAAGGAACAGCUAUUACAACAGCAGGGUCGUGUGCUGUGCCACGGAGAUCCCUCAAACAGCUCCAAGGGUGCUGCUGCAGGCACCGGCAGACUCCUAGCCACAGUGCCUUGGAUUUACUGCGGUGGAGUCAGACAUGUGUAGCAGCAGUGCCAAGAGGAAGUUGACUAUUCAAGCAGCAGCAGUCAACAUCUCACUCUCUCCAUGGGUGCCUGAACUACAAGCCCAAACCCUGCCAGGAUGCCUAGCUCCACACAUUUUACUCCUCUUCCCAGGAUAGGGCUGGACCAGCCCCAACUCCUUACCCUGGGGUUUGAAUGUUUGAUAUUUCUUGUGCUGUCUGGAAGCUUGGAGCUUACCCUACUUCUUAUUCACAGGCAGUUUGGAUAUCUCAGUAUCCUAACUAAGGUCCCAACAGU